Messenger RNA from Tuber aestivum (summer truffle), 5681 nucleotides. Lineage: Eukaryota; Fungi; Ascomycota; Pezizomycetes; Pezizales; Tuberaceae. The record is from the annotation of a GenBank genome assembly.
AACGUGAAUCUCCUCGAAGGCAGCCCACACCUGAAUUGUUCCCAACAUGUCUAUCCCCAUGAAUUCUGGAUUACGUUCGCACUCUACGAGUUCUGGGAAAUCGGUAGUCAUGCCCUCACCUAUACCAAUUAGAGGCAUGGAGGGCAUGAGGACGGGAUCCGGGCUUCAGCCCUGUGCUGCAACGCCAACAUUCGUACUGUUUGCCCAAGGCACUUCGAUACUGUGUCUGCUAUACGACUCACUGGCGCUGGAGAGAAGGUUUGAAGGACAUGUGGAAGAUAUUACAUUGAUGGUUGCCGACAAUACCAGUGAAGACGGUGUGGGGAGGAUAGUCAGUGUGGACGCUUCGAAGCAGGCGAUUGUUUGGGAUUCGCAUACGGGUGAUGAACUCGCUCGGUACAAUGCAUUUGAAGAGAUCAAGGUGGCAGCGUGGAUGAAAAAUGGGAAUUUAGCAUUCGGUGGGUUCAGCUCUUGUUGCAGCAGUGGGGGAUUAUUACAAAGGGAAUCCCUUGGGUAACCUGGAAUGCACACUGACCGUUCCUGCAUUAUAAUUGAAUUCUAGGCGACUCCAUGGGAAACGUAAUAUUAUUUGACCCACUGACUUCGGAAUCAAUAUCUGCCAGAACAAUAUAUGAUCCCUUGUGUUCUAUAGCGCCUGGCGCGGAUUGCAAGACCUUUGCCUUAGGGUAUGCUAUGUUUUCUCGUUUUAUUUUUUAUCGGUUUAUCCAUUACCCCGAGGAUUUACCUGUCUUCUUUUCUUCCCCUGAAGAACCAUUCUGACAGCGCUAUCUGCAGGUACACCAAUGGCUCUGUGCUGAUCGCUGCCUUAUCCCCUUCGUUUAUUAUCCUGCACACUCUCACCACCACUUCGCUGCAGCCUUCACCCAUCGCUUCUCUAGCAUGGCAUGCAUCUUCAUCUCGCCAAAAGUCUGACAUGCUUGCGACACAGACGAGGGAUGGGGAUCUUAGAGUUUGGAGUGUGCCAAAGUCAUUGGAUGCUGAGGAGGGCGUGCGAGUGGUCCGCAUUCUGAAAAAGCCCGAUAGUAAUAGGAAAGGUGAUAAUUGGAUGGGCUGGUCGCGUAACGGCAGAAUCGUGCAAUAUUCGGAAGGGUAAGCAAUACAACCAGGAAACUCUUUUAAAUUAAAAUCAUUCCUAAAAUAGACGUGUGGGCUCGGUGAAAUAGAAAGAGGAGGGGAAGAAAAAAGGAGUGACCCCCACUGCAAGCGCUAUAGGCUAACGGAUAUUUUUGUGAUAGCGAAACAACAAUCUGGGAUGUUCGGACUAAAAAAGUUACCUGGGAGAGAGUAGGGACUUUGGAUAAUGUCUGCGGAAUCGCAGUUUUUGGACCAAAGGGUAUGCUUUUCACGUUGGGGAAGGAUGACACCGUUCAGCAGUUUACACUGUAUCCGCCUACUCUUUUGGCAAAUGUUCAACAUAUUCCUAGCGUUCCUCCUCCUUCACCUCCAGUAUCAAUCGAGGAGAAGAAGGUCAUUGGAGAGGAGCAAUAUGAAGGGGCAUUCCAACGCCCAUCUAGUAGCGAGGAAGAUGAAUACCUCAGGGCUACAAUGUCGCCACUUGGGCGCAUAGCUCACGAGCUGGAACAGUUGGAGAAAAUGGAGGAAGAGGCUGGGCUUGGGAUCAUAAAUCUUUCGAGUGUUCCGCCACUGCGACCGCGAACUGGUUCAGUCGGCAGGCGAUCUUCGGGCGGAAGCGCUAGUAGGGGUCACCAACAUAACGUUUCUAUAACAUCAUCAAAGGACGCUCAGCGUUCGAGUGGCGAUCAGAGCGAGUUCUCGCAAGCAACCGCGGUCUCUACUGGUCGUAAGAACUCAUUCGGCUCCUCAGGGGCGCCCGCGCCGUCUCCUUCGCGCCUCCCCCAUCCCCUUCGUCAGGAAAUCCACCAAAGCCCAGAUGAGGCGAAGACGGCCACCCCAUCCCGAGAUAUUGAUUUAUUUGCCGGUUUGAGGGCGAGGCUCGCGUCUGUCACGUAUCAAAGCCCACGGAUUGGAUCGCCGAAAAGUAACAUGUCAGAAGAUGACCACCGCAAGGAGAUGCUUUUUUGCAUCUUUGGGUGGAAGGGCGAUAUCGAGCAUUUGAUCCAGGACCAGCGUGCGUUUCAUCCCAUGUUUCCCCAGUUUACCUUGAUGGGCGCGCUGACUUGAAACACGUAGUCGAUUCUGUUGAUGCCCGAAGCAUGGGUGCCGUAAUCCUGCGUAUGUGGCUGGGUGAUCUGGAUCAGAAUUCGCUAUCGGUCUUACUAGGCGCUGAUUUUUUCGUUCCCGGAGACUGGGUGUUCCUUGCUUUAAGCGCUAUGGGUUAGUUUUUUCUUCUUUCACUGCCCCUUCAACCUAGAAUUUGCACUCUUUGCUAACGUAAUAAUAUACAGACGGACAAAAGUCUUGGAACCAUGUUGUACGAGCAUUCGUGAUGCGUCUGCUACAGAAAGGAGAACUGCAUACCGCUGUUUUAUGUCUGCUAGCCCUUGGAGACAAGAACGAUGCGGUAGAGGUUUACGUCUCCCAUAAGAAAUACAUGUGAGCGCACUUGAGCACACGUGGUAGGGCCAAUAUUGAUGGUUGAUUAUAGGGAAGCGGUCUUAUUGGCAUCGUUACUCUGGAAGAAGGAUUGGAAGAAACAAUCUCAGCUUGUGAGGAAGUGGGGUGAUCACUGCGCCGAGAAUGCCGAGGGCGCACUUGCUGCUAGAUGGUCUGCCUGUCAAAGUUAACCUCUUCAUGAAGUAUCACUCUGACUUAUAAAUCACAGUUUCGCCUGCGCUGGAACUGAAGCGCCACCUACUGAGCGACCGGCUCCGCUUCCAACUCGCACGCACUCUCGCUCAAGGUCAGAGACUGAGUCAAUUCAGAAUUUUGUUCGUGGUCUGCCGAUCAGUGCUCCUACUAAUCCCCGGACAACCUUGAGAAUGACCCCAAGGGAUUUUUCUCUGAAGCUUAUCACUUCAUUCAAACCUACUUCCCCUGAUCAUACACCACUCGCUUCCACCACCUCGCCCGUGGAGGGGGGCAAGAUCGCUUCGGUUAGCCGCUUCUUCGGUUGGGUGGGCGACAGGAAUGGAGCGAAAACCCCAAUUUCUGCCGGUGGAACUCCGAUCGCCAUGUCAGCCGUAUCACCCGGAGCUGACACCGCACCUUGGAACGCUAGGCGUGACCCAUUCGCUUCAAUGUCCGCGAAGACUGCGAUCCCACCUUCGUCUAAGCUCGCGCCAGUUACUGAGAUGUCUCCUGAUGAGGGGACAUCUAAGCAGCUUCAACAGCUGUCAAUCGAGAAACUCGCGCCUCCUCAGCCGGGGGAGAAGGAGAUGAAGAUCUCGUCCCCUAUCGAGGCACGUAACUCUGAUGGAUUCGCUGAGAGCUUGGGACCCGUCACCCUCGGCGAUUAUCCCAACCGGUCUGGCAAUAAUACACCCACGAAUUCAUCAAGAGUUGCUAGCCCCGUUGUCAUGCUUGGCCAAAUUCAAAGGACGCAGACCCCAGCAUCCCGAAGAGCCAGUCCUCCAAUGGCGCCAGCUCCAAUGCCAUUACCAUCGCCAGGGCCUCCUACACCCCCAUUAAAUCAAACCCCAACGAGCCCUCUUCCAGCCCCGCCUCCUGAGGCUUUCAACAAUAAUGGCGGGGGGCUCGCCGGUUCUUCGCCGAGGAAGCCCGUAGGCCUGCAGAUCCAGUGGCCUCCCAUGGACGACGUUAUUCGGCAUGCAAGGCCGUCUGUGCCGUCAACCAAACAUAGGCGCACUGGUUCCCGUACUACACCAUCCCUUCCACCUCUUACAGAAAAAUCAGCUAGCCGCCCGCAACCGCAGACUGAUGAUAUUGAUGGCCUACCGGAUGUCUUGGGCACUACGAACCACAAGCGACUGGCUUCGCAGCGCGCUUCCCCGCCCGGAACGAUCAGGCGCAGAGCAGAGUCCCCCGAUGCUCGUGGUUGGGGAUCAGCAAGGCAUAGGGGGGAGGGAUCACAGAAUGGUAGGGGGAGACAUGAGAGUCGGGAGAAAGUUAAUCAUCAACGUUCCCCUUCUAGCCCGCUACCGAUGUCGCCACAAGCUAGGCUGUACAGAGAGGAUAUUGGGGAGGACCUUCACGAAGAGAUGUUUGAGGAUGAGAGGUACUAUACUACUACUAAUCAACAUGACACAGAUCGGGCAACGAGUCGGGGCACCAGGCGUGAUGCAAGCACUUCCAGGUCGAGAAUGAGAAGCCGAGACGCGAGAAGACAAGAAUCAAAUAUGGUUAGGUCUCCUUCCGCUUCGGCAAUAGUGCCACUUCGAGAACAUCUCUAUCACGACGAAGCAGCAGUGGUAGACGACUUUGAAGACGAGAGAUACUAUACAGCUGUGCCACGCAACAAGUCGAGAGGCCGUGGCCGAUCGCAUUCCCGAAACCCCACCGCUUCUGCCCUCAGAUCACCGUCUAGUCCAUUACCAAUGUCGCCUGGGGCUCAGAUGUAUGCUCAAAUGGCCGAUGAGGCUGAAGCAGAAGAGCGCCAGACUAGGCGUAACAUCCGUCGCACUCUCCGUGAGGAGUCCCGAAACCGUGGCGUUGGAGGUCUUCGUAGAUCUAGAUCUGAGCGAACACUUCGCCAGUGGAGUGAUCAACUUGAGCGAGCGGGAAGUGUGGCCCGGCGGCCAUCCUUCUCAGGUUUGCCUUCUCGAGCUAUGUCAAUUCGUGGAGCAGGCCUGCCGGCUACUCCCCGUGCCUGGAAGAACGAACUCGGCGGUUCCCGCCCCGGGUCUCGCACUAAUUCACCUAACCCAGGGGCCAGAGGCCGCUCUCCCGCAUUGACAGGUACAGCUAACCCAAGCCCGCGCAUUGGUACCCCAGGUUCUGGUCGCACCAUGUCACCCGCACCCCUAUCCGGUGGCCUAACAAUAACUCUCGAAGCAGCCCGAGCAAACUCCCCUGCUCCUCGAGCGUACACCCCCGGGUCCGGCAGAACCCACUCUCCGGCCCCCGGCAGUGGUGGAAGCAAUCACUCCCGGGGACGCUCCGACUCCCGAGUUCAGCCAUCUCUCGGCCUCCCAACGCAACCCGGAGUCAUGAAGAUGCAGAACUACUAUUAUCCCGGCAUUGAUCAGCCGGUGGCAGAUUAUGAGCGGGUUUCUUCCCCCCGCGGUCCCAUCCCGGAGGUCCCACCUCUCCCAAACCCGUCGCACAUUCGUAAACCCUCUGGCUCCCAGCCUACGGGUUUCAAGCCGCUAAUCCCUCACCUCCGCCCCCAGCCACCCCCCGAUUCCCCACCGCCACUUCCCAAAGACCUCCCCGUCCACCCUGCCCUACAGGCACACCUCGAUAUCUCUGCUACAGGUGGACGUGGGGAGCAUCCCACCAGACUCCGUGGCUUCGACAGUGUACAACGGGCGGACAUGAGCCCUAUCGACGACAGCGGGGAAGGAGAGGCCAACAUAGUGGUCGGGAUCGCGGGUGAUGCUUUUCAAUUGGGUUCGCCGAGUAGCCUGCACGGUUACAACCAUCGGAGCCAUCAGAGCUCGCGUUCACGCUCACAUUCACGGCAUCCGACACCGGUUUCUACACCUGAGAUGAAGCAGUUGAGGGGCCAUCGCGCGAACCCGAGCUUGGGGAGUAUUGGGAGUGUUGGGAGCGCGGGAAGCAGUAGUGACCGAGCUACAGUUUCGUCGACUGAGGCUCUUGGGAGUUUGAACCAGUUUUAA